Molecule: messenger RNA, 3638 nt
Organism: Sapajus apella (tufted capuchin)
Lineage: Eukaryota; Metazoa; Chordata; Mammalia; Primates; Cebidae
Gene: KLHL35
Product: kelch like family member 35
Exons: 6
Coding region: 1757-3499 (580 amino acids)
Molecular function (GO): protein binding
Source: RefSeq, a predicted model, not a curated record
CUGGCCAUCAUGGUGAAACCCCAUCUUUAAAAAAAAAAAAAGUGGUUAACUUUCUUGCACACCAGGGAGCUCAUUUCUCAUGAUGCUGGGCAGGGGAUCCACUGCCCAGGAUGACCAGGGCAUGAAAGCCAGGCUGACACUGAGCAGGAUGUGACCUCCAGAGGCGGCAGAGCAGCUGGGAGCUGAAGGAUGGAAGGAGAGGCAGGGAGCAGAGGGUGGACCUGAGCCUUCUAGAGUAAGCAGACGGAUAGGAGGGAGCUCCCUGUCCCUGGAGGUGUGCAAGCAGAGGUGCGUGUCCAUAAUGGCCAAAUCAUAACCAGCACGGCCCAGCCCCUCAGUCUGCAGAGCCUGAGGGGCUCACAACACCCUCCGCUGAGCCUGGCUGCAAACCUCUGAAGGGCAGGUGUCCUGUGUGUGCUUGUUUCCCUUAUGUCAAAACUAAAGGGGCAGGGGUGGGCUAAAGAAACUUCUCAGGGUUGUGAGGAUGAAAUUAAAUCAUGUCUAUAAAAGCAACUGGCACACACAGUGUCCUCGAUUCCUCUUGAGUAAAAACAAUGUAGGGAAACACUCAUGUAGCUCAUACUAUGUGCUAGCACUUUUCAUACAGCCCAUGUAACAGUCAUGAAGCCACAGCCCUGGGAGGUAGGCAUUAUGAUCCCAUUCAGAUGAGAUAACUGAGGCCAGGGCGGGCAGGUGAGAGGAGUGACUUGCCUUGGCGACACACCGUGAGCCAGUGGCAGGGACAGGGUUAGAAUCCCCAUUUGUCCCUAGAGUUCUUUCCACUUGCUGACGCUGCUACCUGGAGAACACCAAGAGAACUCACUAGACACAGGGCCAGCUUCCCUCAGCCUGGGCUCUAACCUGCCCUCCUUUCAGAAUUGUCCUCAGCUGGAAGGGACACCCUCCCUGACUCCCUUCCACCCGGGUUCAGCACCCCUUCUUAUGAACUCCCCUAACACUCGGUGCCUGCCUGAGGCAACCCCGCCAGGCUGGGAGCUCCGGGCACACCCAAACUAUGGUUGUCUUUCUCACUGCCUGGCACUGAAAAGGCUCCCAAUAAAUACUUGUUGAAACCGUUUGCGCGAAUGCUGUGUGUAUGAAUUCUGUCUGCCGGGGGAGUGCUCAGGGUGUGGUCAGUGCCAAGCACCUACCAGAGAUCCGCAGGAGACAGGCUGGACUGAGCAGAGGACUGUGGAGUUACUGUACCCUCUCUCCCCUGCACACGCACACACUGGGUCUCUGUGGGGCAGCCUGAGUCCCUCCACCCAGGGCUUCAGCUCAUCACGGGAUCUUCCUUACACAGAUAUAUUUCCAGGUUCCAGUAACCUCCCUGCCCUACCGAUUCAGACCCCGGGCGGCCAAGGCGCCCUGCUGUUAGUAGCCUGCCGCACCGCCCUACCCCUGCUGGAGUCCCUAACGCCGCCUCCGCUGUUGGAAAUCGUUCCUUUAUUAGACCCUCCUCCGAUUACCCUAUUUGAGAGCGCGCCAUCUGUCUCCUGCAGAUAUCGAUAGGAAAACGCUUAGCAAGUCUGAAGAACCGAAAAGGGCACUGUGUCUGAGUGGGUACGCAGGGCAGAAUGUCGUGCUGGUGAGGCAGGACUGGGUCACUGUCGCCAUAAGGAACCUGGACGGUAGACGGAGGGGGGAGUCGCUGAUGGAAUGGUCAAGGGAGGGAAUAAACGGAUGAGGACGGUUCCCUCUCCCCCGCGCAGCCAGGUGGCUUCCCCGACGUUGUUUGUGUUCUCUCCCCGGCAGGAUGCGGGAAGCCCCUGGGCCGGAGGAGUCGGAGCCGGGCUGCGAGCCGCCGUGUGCGGGCCAGUGCCACGCGCAGCGCGUGCUGCAGACCCUCAACGCGUACCGGCGGAGCGGCACCCUCACCGACGUUGUGCUGCGAGCCGGCGGCCGCGACUUCCCUUGCCAUCGCGCGGCGCUCAGCGCGGGCAGCGCCUACUUCCGCAGCUUGUUCGCGGCCGGGCGACCCGAGCGCGUCCUGGCCGUGGUGCCCUUGGUGGCCGACGCGCCGGGCUCCGGCCCGGCCGGGACGGCGGCGGCACUGGCCGUGGUGCUCGAUUACGUGUAUGGCGCGGGCGCGCGGCUGCGCGCGGAGGACGAGGCGGCGGCCGUGCUGGCGCUGGCGGAGCGGCUGGGCGUGGCGGGCCUGCGCGAGGCCUGCGUGCGAUUUCUCGAGGGCCGCCUGCGCGCCGCCAACAGUCUGGCGCUGCGCCGCGUGGCCGCCGCCUUCUCGCUGGCCCCGCUGGCCGAGCGCUGCGGCCGGGUCCUGCGCCAGGCCUUCGCCGAGGUGGCGCGCCACGCCGACUUCCUGGAGCUGGCGCCCGACGAGGUGGCGGCGCUGCUGGCGGACCCCGCGCUGGGCGUGGCGCGCGAGGAGGCCGUGUUCGAGGCGGCCAUGCGCUGGGUGCGCCACGACGCGCCUGCCCGCCGCGGGCAGCUGCGACGCCUGCUGGAGCACGUGCGCCUGCCCCUGCUGGCGCCCGCCUACUUCCUGGAGAAGGUGGAGGCUGACGAGCUGUUGCAGGCCUGCGGCGAGUGCCGCCCGCUGCUGCUCGAGGCCCGCACCUGCUUCAUCCUGGGCCGCGAGGCCGGCGCGCUGCGGGCCCGGCCGCGGAGAUUCAUGGACCUAGCUGAAGUGAUCGUGGUCAUCGGCGGUUGCGACCGCAAAGGUCUCCUGAAGCUGCCCUUCGCCGAUGCCUACCACCCAGAGAGCCAGCGGUGGACCCCACUGCCCAGCCUGCCCGGCUACACUCGCUCAGAAUUCGCCGCCUGUGCUCUCCGCAAUGACGUCUACGUCUCUGGAGGCCACAUCAACAGUCACGAUGUGUGGAUGUUUAGGUCCCAUCUGCACACCUGGAUCAAGGUAGCCUCUCUGCACAAGGGCAGGUGGCGGCACAAGAUGGCAGUUGUGCAGGGGCAGCUGUUCGCGGUGGGUGGCUUCGACGGCCUGAGGCGCCUGCGCAGCGUGGAGCGCUACGACCCCUUCUCCAACACCUGGGCGGCCGCCGCACCCCUCCCGGAGGCCGUGAGCUCGGCAGCGGUGGCGUCCUGCGCGGGUCAGCUCUUCGUGAUCGGGGGUGCCGGGCAGGACAGCGUCAACACGGACAAGGUACAGUGCUUUGACCCCAAGGAAGACCAGUGGAGCCUGCGGUCACCAGCACCCUUCUCACAGCGGUGUCUCGAGGCUGUCUCCCUGGAUGACACCAUCUAUGUCCUGGGGGGUCUCAUGAGCAAAAUCUUUACCUAUCAUCCAGGCACAGAUGUGUGGGGGGAGGCAGCUGUCCUCCCCAGCCCUGUGGAGAGCUGUGGAGUCACUGUGUGUGAUGGGAAGGUCCACAUCCUUGGUGGGCGGGAUGAUCGCGGAGAAAGCACCGAUAAGGUCUUCACCUUUGACCCCAGCAGUGGGCAGGUGGAGGCCCAGCCAUCCCUGCAGCGCUGCACCAGCUCCCAUGGCUGUGUCACCAUUGUCCAGAACCUGGGCAGGUGACUCAGAUUGGACAGCCUGAGCCAGGAGGCAGAAAGGCAAGCAGAGCUCAGGCGUACACUCCUCUCUCUCAUGGCACCUCCACGCAAACAGCCCUUAAUGGUCCCUUUUCUUGCAGAAAUAAAACCUUGUCCAGCCUGUC